AUGCAGAAAUUGGUCCUUGUAUUUCUUGUUGUUCUGGCUUUGGCUGUCGCUGAACCCGGUCAUCAUGCUCAUGUGGCUACAGCACCAGUUCCUGCAGUACCAGCCGUGCCAGCUGCUGCAGCCUAUACAGCAGCUGCACCAAUUGCGGCUGCCUAUACAGCUCCUUUGCCAGCUGCUUAUGCUGCUCCUUACGCGGCAGCCUAUGCUGCCCCUUACGCGGCUGCCUAUCCCGCACCAUAUGCAGCAGCUUACACAGCUCCCAUUGCUGCAGCUGCUGCUUACACGGCACCCAUAGCUGCUGCCUAUCCUGCACCCUAUGCAGCCGCUUAUACUGCGCCAUAUGCUGCUGCCUUUACAGCUCCUUUAAAUUCAGCUUUUUCUAGUCAACGUGUGGAUAUUAUCAACAAAUAUAAUGCACCCAUCAUUAGUGCUCCAGCUAGAUUGAUAGCACCUGCAACAACCUAUAUCCCUGCACCAGCUCGUGCAGUUGCCCCAGCUAUUGCAGCAGCUCCGGCUAAAAUUGUGGCUGCUCCUGGCCGUUUGUCUGCCCCAAUUUUAAUUUAAAACAGAAUUUUCCAUUUCUGUCGUUUGAGUUUAUCCUUUUCUCCGGGAUAGAAUUAUACACUGCUCAAU
Molecule: messenger RNA, 633 nt
Organism: Musca domestica (house fly)
Lineage: Eukaryota; Metazoa; Arthropoda; Insecta; Diptera; Muscidae
Product: cuticle protein 12.5
Exons: 2
Coding region: 1-564 (187 amino acids)
Source: RefSeq, a predicted model, not a curated record